Lichtheimia ornata is the source of this 1002-nucleotide messenger RNA. RefSeq lists its product as uncharacterized. The transcript has 3 exons. Lineage: Eukaryota; Fungi; Mucoromycota; Mucoromycetes; Mucorales; Lichtheimiaceae. The record is from RefSeq and is a predicted model, not a curated record. Bases 1 to 1002 code for a protein of 333 amino acids.
AUGGAAGCUAUUGGUCGAGCUGUGGGACGGCCAAAGAGCGCCGAACGACAAAAAGCAAUAUCAGUAUUUGUGCACAUCCCAUCCAAAGAUCGUGCCGCUUGGUUCAAAUGGGCCAAUGGUGUUCCUGAAAGCUGUCUUUAUUAUUUGAAUGCACUGGCCUGCAAGAGUCACAUUGGCGCAGCCACUGGUGAUGAUCAUCCAUUCAAGAAGCUUAUCAAAGACUUUGGGCCCGAAAGAUGUGAAGAUGACCAUUGGAUGGAAGACGAGGAUCAAGUGCGUGCAGCAUCGCUUUUCAUUUAUGUUCAUCAUCAUAUUGUCAAGUUUUACCAAUACACAAAUGUACAUUCUGGUUACCGAAUGGAGGCAAGUGACCUGGUGGGAGUCUUUAUUUUCUCUUGUCCCUAUGGGGGGAGUAUAAGCAACUCGCUUAAGCGCCAUCCAUUUUCAGGGCUAGUUCAUUCGGCAGAUGAGUUGUUACGCGGUCAUUUUGUUACGAAGCAAGGAAUCAGCAGUGAUGAGUCACCAGCUUUGGUACGAUCCUUGGUUGUUUAUUCAUCCUCAGACAACCCAAGUCCUCAGAGUAGCAAUGUAGUCCAAAACCACCAUGGCACGAUCGGCGUUGAUACCUGGGGCGAACCCAUCCAAAUUCACUUGCCAUGUAAUCCCCAAGAUGCAGCUUACCUUCUACAACAAUGGCUACUUGACGAAUAUCCUGAACAGGGAGAACAGGUAACAACACUAAACCCUGUAAAGAGAUAUACAUUGCGACAGCCCUUGUCCGAUACGGCAAGUUUUGAGAACUACAUUGUGACACAUUACGCAUCUCAUCCUUUUUCUGGAUAUUGGCUGGAAUUGAUAAACACCCUUGGCACUACGAAGGAUUCAAGUGAGAUUUUACGAAUGAAUAUUCAAGCUCUAUGUCGAGAAGUAACGGUGGAAAGAAAGCAAACCACGUUGAAAGAUGACAAGAAAGGCAUUGAAUAUAGGGAUCAUCCAAUUUGA